Panicum hallii is the source of this 912-nucleotide messenger RNA. Its product is annotated as cortical cell-delineating protein-like. The transcript has 2 exons. The record is from RefSeq and is a predicted model, not a curated record. Lineage: Eukaryota; Viridiplantae; Streptophyta; Magnoliopsida; Poales; Poaceae. Bases 117 to 470 code for a protein of 117 amino acids.
CUAGCUACCAUACUCCAGGAAGCCAGCCACGAGCCAUCCACUACCACUAGGACCAGCACUCCAAACAAGAGCAGAGCUAGCAGGCAGCUACUGCCCGUCCGUGCAGUGCCGAUCGAAUGGCUCUGAGAUCCGCGGCGCUCCUCCUCGCGGCGGCGCUGCUGAUCUCGUCGGCGGGCGUCGUCCGCGGGCAGCAGCAGCGGGGCAACCCGUGCCCGACGAACGCGCUGGCGGACCUCAAGGUGUGCGCCGACGUGCUGGUCCUGCUCAAGCUCAAGAUCAACGUGCCGCGGAGCCAGCAGUGCUGCCCGCUGCUGGGGAACCUCGUCAACCUCGACCUGGCCGCCUGCCUCUGCGCCGCCAUCAGGCUCAACGUGCUCGGCAUCCCCGUCAACCUGCCGCUCGACGUGCCACUCGUGCUCAACUACUGCGGCCGGAACGCCUCGGCCGUGCCGGGCUCCAACUGCUCCUGAGCGUGUGUUAGUAGCCGCCGGCGGCUGGUCCUGUGGAUCGAAUGAUGGAUGGAUGCUCAAUAAUGGCUUCAGGUACCAGGUUAAACGUGUGUCCUGCUAAGGUGAUGGCCAAAAUCCGGGAAUUUGGCAGUGAAAACUCUGUGUGCCAAGGAAGAUAAGGCGCCUAUGCAAAUGUGCUUAUACCGUUUCGUUCUCCUUUCUGCGCACUUACGAGUUUUCGGCACCUCGUCGCACAUGUCUAUGGCAAGCCAGGUUUUUCUAUAGCAAUGGCUAGUUGAAAGUGUCUCCUAGUUCCUUGUUGCGACGACGGGGCAACACUAGCCCGAAAUGAAUUGUUGUUGUGUUUUCUUUUCAUGAAUUUUGUCUCGUGGGACUACAAUCUUGUAUUUUUUUUCUUCUAAUCCUUCUUGUAUAAGAUACGCACAAGCACCGUAUGAUCAAA